GUGGGUGUGUUACUCGCACAUCGCAUGCAGUCCAUCUAAAUGAAAAUUGUAAUCUAUCUAGCUAUCUAAUCAGCUGGAAAAAACUGGUUAAAAAAGGCAUUGUUGGCUAGCUGAGGGUUGCUAAGUUGCCUUUUCCAUAAAAAUACUUAAGACUAUAGCUAGGGAACGCCUUGUGCUAACGCUGUUUGCUUUGUUAGCAAGUAAAUUCACCAGGCAAGCUCAGAGUCUUACAGAAUUGAGCGAGACACAUUUGGAGAGCUUAAAGUGCCAAGUGACAAGUACUAUGGAGCCCAGACGGUCAGAUCUACAAUGAACUUCAAAAUUGGCGGUGUUACUGAACGAAUGCCAAUUCAAGUAAUAAAAGCCUUUGGGAUCCUGAAGAGGGCUGCGGCAGAGGUGAACAAGGAUUACGGCCUGGAUCCAAAGGUUGCUGAUGCCAUUGUCCAGGCUGCAGAUGAGGUCGCUGCUGGCAAACUGGAUGAUCACUUCCCCCUGGUCAUCUGGCAGACUGGCUCAGGCACUCAGACGAAUAUGAAUGUGAAUGAAGUCAUCAGCAACAGGGCCAUUGAGAUCAUGGGUGGAAAACUGGGGAUCAAGGACCCAGUGCACCCGAAUGACCACGUCAACAAGAGCCAGAGCUCCAACGACACCUUCCCCACAGCGAUGCACAUCUCCGCGGCCGUGGAGGUCCACAGCGUGCUCCUCCCGGGCCUGCAGACCCUGCACGACGCCCUGGCUGCCAAGGCCGCCGAAUUUAAAGAUAUCAUCAAGAUCGGCCGCACGCACACCCAGGAUGCUGUGCCGCUCUCCCUGGGGCAGGAGUUUGGCGGUUACGUCCAGCAGGUCAAGUACAGCAUCGAGCGGAUCAAAGCGGCCAUGCCCAGAGUGUAUGAGCUGGCAGCUGGGGGAACUGCAGUGGGCACUGGCCUGAACACUCGCAUUGGGUUUGCUGAGAAAGUGGCAGCGAAAGUCUCAGAUCUUACAGGCUUGCCGUUUGUGACCGCCGCCAACAAGUUUGAGGCCCUGGCGGCCCACGACGCCCUGGUGGAGCUGAGCGGCGCGCUCAACACGGUGGCCUGCAGCAUGAUGAAGAUCGCCAACGACGUCCGCUUCCUGGGCUCCGGGCCCCGCUGCGGCCUGGGAGAGCUGGUCCUGCCCGAGAACGAGCCGGGAAGCAGCAUCAUGCCAGGCAAAGUGAACCCAACGCAGUGUGAGGCUAUGACCAUGGUGGCUGCCCAAGUAAUGGGGAACCACGUCGCAGUUACUAUCGGAGGCAGCAACGGACACUUUGAAUUGAACGUUUUCAAGCCUAUGAUGAUCAAAAAUGUGCUGAACUCGGCCAGGCUUCUGGGCGACGCCUCGGUCUCCUUCACUGACAACUGCGUGGUGGGCAUCCAGGCCAACAAGGAGAGGAUCAACAAGCUGAUGAACGAGUCCCUCAUGCUGGUCACCGCCCUCAACCCUCACAUAGGUUACGACAAAGCCGCUAAGAUAGCGAAGACUGCCCACAAAGAGGGCUCGACGCUGAAGGCCACCGCCGUCAAGCUGGGGUAUCUCACAGAGGAACAGUUCGACCAGUGGGUCAAGCCCCACGAAAUGCUGGGCCCAAAGUAGGUGUGUUAACAGCGGGAGCAGUUCCAGGCAUAACACCCACCCUCCCACCCAUCUUUUGCAAUAAAAUGGAUCUUUGAAAAAUGAAAGGGAUGUUUUGUUGUUGUAUUGAACCGCAACACUCCUCCCCCAGCCCUGUACACCAUCGUGAUAAAGGUGGAAAUGUCAAAGUAGAUGCACCACCCUGCUUUGACUGCCUGUCGGAAAAUGAGGGGGACUAAACACACCCCUUAUUAUUCCAGAAUGGGAUGCUUAUAAUACAAACCUGUCAGUUUAGCGAUCAUGACGCAACACUCAUCCGGUUUUUUCCUCUUGUAAUCUUACCGCGCGCAUCGUAAGUGUGUUAAAAUGUUUUUCUGUUGUAACAACUGUGUCUACACGAGAGCCAAGCAUUAGAAUACUGCUUAUGCAGGAAUACUAGGUCCUUACCUAGUUUUUUUUAUUUGUUCUUUUCUGACACCUUUCUCAAAGUUUCAGACUUUUGUGUUUGGAUCUCUGGGCAGUGAUCAAUAAAAUCCAGUACACCGUAAAAUCUGAAGAAAAUCAAGCGCAUACAGUUUUAAAUAGAAACCUUUUCCAGGCACCUUGAUGUACACAUUACUUUUGCAUGCUCUGAUGUAUAUGAGACUGGAAAAAGAACAACUCCUCAGGAUGAGGGAAAGGAAUUUCAGAGUAAUGUUGGUUGUAGUUUCCUGCUAAAGGAUGUAGCAUUGUGGAAUACUUAUGUAAAGGUCUGGGACUGAUGUCUGCAAGGAUAAUCUCUGUUUUAAGAUGCCCCUUUUCCCUGUUAAACUGAAGGCUGAUGUGAAUAGAAAGUGCUAGGCUUGAAGAGUCCUCAUGCUGUCUUUAAGUAGUGGGAUGCUUUUGCCAUGGAUGUCCCUUCAGAUUCCUUCCCUAGGACAAAGGCAGAAGUCCCAGGUGAUUGCAGAAUGGCAUGUCCAUCCUCAUGGGGGAGAGAUGGCAGUGUUUACGUCCAUAAAAUCAAAACUAACGACGCUAAAUGAAAAUGCUCACGGACAGCAUUGUUCCGAGGCAGUAUUGUUGUUAAAGAAAUUUGCUGGGGAAUUACUCUUGUAAUGGAAUUGUCUCCUUUUCACUGAGAAGGGAAAUAAAAUCAAUACUAUCUCAA
Molecule: messenger RNA, 2740 nt
Organism: Anguilla rostrata (American eel)
Lineage: Eukaryota; Metazoa; Chordata; Actinopteri; Anguilliformes; Anguillidae
Gene: fh
Product: fumarate hydratase
Exons: 10
Coding region: 310-1614 (434 amino acids)
Biological process (GO): fumarate metabolic process; malate metabolic process; tricarboxylic acid cycle
Cellular component (GO): mitochondrion; tricarboxylic acid cycle heteromeric enzyme complex
Molecular function (GO): fumarate hydratase activity
Source: RefSeq, a predicted model, not a curated record